AUGGAAAUGCUUCGAACAGCGGCAGUCAGAGCUAGAUUCUCCGGCUCUCUAACCUUGUGCGCGCAAGCCGGCUCAAGCCUUCUGCGUCAAAAACCCGGAAUAUCCUCUGUCAGGUCUUUCUCUGCAUCAGCCAACCGGAAUGUGAAGAUUCUAUCUGUCUUAUACGAUGGCGGAGAGCACGCUAAACAGCAACCACGACUAUUAGGGACGACCGAGAAUGAGCUUGGGCUUAGGAAAUGGCUCGAAGAUCAAGGCCAUACUCUCAUCACCACCUCUGAUAAAGAGGGUUCAAAUUCGGUGUUUGAAAAAGAGCUCCCUGAUGCAGAAAUUCUGAUCACCACUCCAUUCCACCCGGCGUACCUUAACGCCGACCGAUUGAAGAAAGCGAAAAAGCUCAAGCUGGCUGUGACUGCAGGUGUUGGGUCAGACCACAUCGAUCUCAAUGCCGCCAACAAGACCAACGGUGGCAUCACGGUCGCAGAGGUCACGGGAUCUAACGUCGUCUCAGUAGCGGAGCAUGUGGUCAUGACCAUGCUGGGUCUAGUCCGUAACUGGAUCCCAGCUCACGAACAAAUCGAACGCGGUGAAUGGAAUGUUGCCCAAGUCGCGCGGAACGAAUACGACCUAGAAGGCAAGGUAGUGGGAACCGUUGGUAUCGGGCGGAUCGGCCAGCGUGUCCUACGGCGGUUAAAACCAUUUGACUGCAAGGAGCUACUCUAUUACGACUACCAACCUCUCAAUCCCGACGUGGAAGCCGAAAUAGGGUGUCGGAGAGUGGAGAACUUGGAGGAUAUGGUCGCACAGUGCGAUGUGGUCACUAUCAAUUGUCCCUUGCACGAAAAGACGUAUGGUCUCUUUAACAAGGAGUUGAUCUCAAAGAUGAAGAAAGGAUCGUGGGUUGUCAACACUGCUCGCGGUGCAAUAGUCGUUGCCGACGACAUUGCAGCUGCUCUGAAGUCGGGCCACUUGAAUGGCUACGGAGGAGACGUCUGGUUUCCUCAGCCCGCGCCACGAGACCACCCACUUCGCUAUGCAAAGAAUCCUCUCGGAGGCGGGAACGGCAUGGUUCCGCACAUGUCGGGCAGUUCUCUGGAUGCCCAGAAGCGAUAUGCCGAUGGCGUGAAGAAGAUCCUUCAGAGCUAUCUGAGCGGUACGCAUGACUACGAACCCGCAGAUCUGAUUGUGUACAAGGGAGAUUACGCUACGCGAUCUUAUGGCCAGAGGAAGAAGAUUUGA
Messenger RNA from Cladophialophora psammophila CBS 110553, 1236 nucleotides. RefSeq names its product formate dehydrogenase. Gene Ontology annotation, molecular function: NAD binding; oxidoreductase activity, acting on the CH-OH group of donors, NAD or NADP as acceptor; formate dehydrogenase (NAD+) activity. The record is from RefSeq and is a predicted model, not a curated record. The transcript is spliced from 4 exons. Gene Ontology annotation, cellular component: cytosol. NCBI's taxonomy places the organism in Eukaryota, Fungi, Ascomycota, Eurotiomycetes, Chaetothyriales, Herpotrichiellaceae. Bases 1 to 1236 code for a protein of 411 amino acids.